GGACAGCGCAUGGUGAUAGAAAGUUGGCCGAGGUUGUUUGGAGGGUAUGUGGAGGAAAGCAACAGGAGAACCUACUUGCACUUUAAGCAAUGGCGAGGAAGAGUAUCGAGCAGGAAGACUGACAAGUAGCAAAAGAAAACGACGCAAGCCCAGGAAUGAGAGCGGCCCCAGCUGGUUGCGAGAGCAUCUGCUGUUGAUGAAAUAGCUUGAUUUGGUGUCCAAGCCCCCGCGUCCAUGAAGCAGGUUGUUCACCAUAUUCCGUCCAUCUCGACUUUCACAACUCAGCAGAGGACGCUCUCAAAAGCGCCCCUGCCCUGGCACACCAGAUAAUUCAGAGCUGGAAAAACUUCGCUUUCAGUUGGAACUUGUCAGGUCGCAGAUACUUGCAGCUGACUCACGGUUCAUGCUCGACAGAACAUUUCCCAUCCUUGUCUUAAUCUGCUGCCUAACAAGGUUACAAGAACCACAUAUUCCUCCAACCUUUCCCUCUCCACCCGACAUCUAAAUUUGCAGCGUACGCGCAUGUGAGAAUACAUGUCCAUGUCUGCACUGGACCCUGAGACUGGCGCCCUGAGCACAAUUCACACCUGAUGCAUAUUAGCCAAUGCAGCCCAGCUGAGCUCAUCCGAGCUGCAUGGAAAAGAUGUGCUUUGAUGUGUGAUGGAACGCACCAUACCGAACCCACCAGAUGCAGUUGGUGUUGUCACGGUUAGAAAAGACUACGACGUAUUUAUCCUUCGUUUACUACUCGGCCUCCUGACUACUACGUAGCCUCAAAGAUCGGAGGACGUUAAAUCUCUCCGGCUCAUAAAAUUUCUGUCAGCGGAUUUUGAUUUGGCAUCAUCCUGAUCCAUGUUACCGUACAGGCUGGAUACGUAUGUCUGCCAAGCCCGGUUCCCAUCCAAUCUCUCCAUCGGGCCGAUCUGCCGACACUUGUGACCACCCACCGCCCCCGGUGAACAUACCGCAAGUCAGUAACUUGGACUUUGAUGUUAUUUCACAGACGCCUUCCGCUAUGUGCCAGGUGGCCGUAUCUUCGUCAUAGACACUGAUUCCUUACGUUCUGUCCUGAAAACACGCCGGCCUCCCUCAAUUAUGGACACGUGGCAUCCCCGGGUUGCAGUCGCGCGCUCCUCUCAAGUCUCGAAUCUCCCUCUCGGACUUCGACAGGCUGCCCUUCCCAAACCCGCUUGCUCGCUCGACGUUCCGUGAUUCCCCGAGAGUCCGAGACCAAGAACUUCCGGGUAAAUUGGCCGUCAACAGAAAUGGUCGGGUUGUUGUGUUUGUUUCAGGAGGGAGGGAGGGAGGAGCCUCGAUCGUUCUGACUCGUACUGCGGACAAUGGUACUAGCUUCGAGUUCUUUGCUUCACUUGUGAUCGGUGAUUCAGUGUUCGAUGAUGCGGGAGGAAACGCCAUGGCAUGGAAUCGAGCUGCUGCUUGCUUUAAUCUGCAUUAUCUUCUCCCGCCGGUACACUCUGUUGGACGAUGUCCACAUCCACCGACGUCACUGCAUCGGGGGUUCAUUUAAGCAGGCCCCCUCUCCUUCCCUCCAAAUGCCCGACCCGGGGAGUAAAAAUCCCCCACCUUGGGUGGAGCUACGUGGACUUCUGUACCCGUGUGUCGCAUGAACCGAGAAGACGACUGGUCAAAUUUGUCCUUCUAAUUCUGGGAAGGACACUAUUCUCUCCCCCUCGCCAGAAGCGUCAUCAUCGUUCAUUGCAUCCAGGAAGAGAGAAGGAACAACUGCCCAGGACGCAACGCACGUGUCCUUGGUCCAGCGCUAUCAUCAUGAUUAGAAGAAGAAGAAGAAGAAGCUGCGGCGGUAAAAGUAAUAUUUACACCUCUCUGUUCUCAUUUCCUUCGUACGUCGCUGCCUCGACGCGGCAAUGCAUCAACGCGGAGGAACCAUACAGAGCUCCAGCAGCAAAUAUAUCCAUCUCCCCUCGCCUGCCUGCACUAUUCUCCUCGAUAAAAUCAGCCAAAUCUCUCCCUCCCUCCAAAAGUAUCCCAAAGUAGCCAGACUAUCGCAGGCGUGUCGGGCCCAACUGCCCACUUCUAAUUUUGAAUAGGACAGCGGCUCAAAACCUCCACCAUGAGAAACGCAUGCUCUCCGAGUUCCAAAUGACAGAAUGAUAUGGCAAGUCUGAAUCUGAUCAACAAGCACACCCUCCCCGUCCCCGGCCGACCCAACAACAACAUCAAGACCAACACUUGGAGACCCAAAAAGCCCCCAACCUAAGAACUAGACACCCACGUCGAUCUCCCAAGCUUCGGCUAUGUCUCCCUGCCUCCCUGCCUCCCUACCUCCAAACACCGUAGACUGACCAUCCCCUGCGCUCCAUGAAUCCAUGCCAUCCUCGCCCGCCAUGCGCACUACUGCUGCUCCUGUCGCAGUAGUAGUGCGCACAAGCGGCUCCUACAACACCGAGGCUCCGAGACUCGCAUGAAUCGAAUAGCACCAAAUUGCUCGGGACUGUUUAUCGGCAGCAGAACCAACAAGACCGAAUUUAGACAGCGGCUCGUCGUGGAGCGAGUGAACUGACAGCCACACACCAGUGGCGCAAAGACUAUAUACGGAGUGCGUCAUCAGCGUCCAUAGCUUCUCGAGCUCGACGGUCUAGACAGUGAGG
Marchantia polymorpha subsp. ruderalis is the source of this 2630-nucleotide messenger RNA. The record is from the annotation of a GenBank genome assembly. Lineage: Eukaryota; Viridiplantae; Streptophyta; Marchantiopsida; Marchantiales; Marchantiaceae.